AUGCAACAGGCAGUGAGACAUGUAGAUCCCAUGGGAGUUUCUGCGUCUUUUCUCACACAUGAAAUCAGUCCGAGUUCCACGCAACCCCGUCCACUGCAUGCCUCAGAGGAAGGGGGUAGUAGGGAUGAUACCGUACAGAAUACUGUAAUUGAAUCUGUAUUUUCUACAGGAGUUAAUUUACUUGGUGUUACAGGAGUACGUCAGGAUGAAAGUGUGAAUGCUUCUAUUGAUGGAAUCCCUCAUCAACGUCGUCAUGUUGUUUAUGAGUAUGAUGAUGGUUUAUUUGUUUCACGUGCAUUACAUAAUAAACUUAUAGUGAAGGAAAAGGAAAUGAUAGAACGUGUAAGUGUUCCAGAAGGACGACAUCGUUUAUCUUCAGCAACUACUACAACAGUUAGUGGAAGAAAUAGUGGUAAUAAUAGACCCUCUAUGAUGGAUGUUAGUAAUUAUGCACGACGUGCGGAAGGGUUUCGUGGUAUUGUACAAAAAGCUCUUAAAUAUAUGCGUAGAAUAGAGUCCUUCUUCACGGCAUUUGGAGCUGGUGCUUCAUUAAUUUCCCUCCUGAUAGUACGUGUUGGUAACCAUCAGGAUCCUCCAUUAGAUGAUCCAGUAUUAUUAUAUUUUGCUAUUGUUUACAAGUUUAACGGUUCCUUAUUUCUUUUUAUUUUUUUAUUGCUUUUAAUUAUCUCGCUUGCACCUUUGGCUUCAGGUCUGGCGGAUAGCCAAUGGCGGCAUGUUCGAAGAAGACAACGGAGUCACUCUCUCGAUAACGAUACCCAAAUCCAGAUGACACAACAACAACAACAACAACGCCGACGUGUAGAAUCUGCAAUACGCCGAAAACCCGGUGUACGAUUUGCGGAUCAACAUGCGGGUGUUGAGGGGGCACUAUUCUCAACAUAUGAUGGUGGAGUAAAUUCCGUUCUAACGGAAAGUUUACCUCUUUCUGUUGUAGGUGGAACAAGAGGCGAAUCCAUGAUGACAUUGCCAUAUUCUACUGCGGCUGUUUCUAUGCCUCCUUCCGCAUCUUUUGGUGUUGGUGUUGGUAGUAGUGGUGAUGGGGCCGUGAGAGGAACAGGACGGCGCAGAACACGUGUGUUCACUCCUGUGGAUAACACAAUAGCGCGUAAACUGUUGGGGCGAUCGUGGAUUAAUCCAUGGCGUGUGUUACUGGUGCCUCUACUGUGGCUGCAUUUACUUGGGUUGGUGUUCACCGUUGUGGAGAUUGCCUUAACGGAGGGGCGUAAACCGAGUGAAGUGUUGACACUGCGUCAAGAUGGUAACAGUGCUGCGGCAAUAUUGUUACUCGCUGUUAUCUGUAUCCGUACCGCAUUGUUGUUUCUCGUUUUCUUGAUAGAACUUUUCCAGUCAGAGAGAUGGAUAGAUUGA
Molecule: messenger RNA, 1389 nt
Organism: Trypanosoma theileri
Lineage: Eukaryota; Euglenozoa; Kinetoplastea; Trypanosomatida; Trypanosomatidae
Exons: 1
Coding region: 1-1389 (462 amino acids)
Source: RefSeq, a predicted model, not a curated record